Oncorhynchus tshawytscha (Chinook salmon) is the source of this 789-nucleotide messenger RNA. RefSeq lists its product as uncharacterized. Lineage: Eukaryota; Metazoa; Chordata; Actinopteri; Salmoniformes; Salmonidae. The transcript has 4 exons. The record is from RefSeq and is a predicted model, not a curated record. Bases 19 to 732 code for a protein of 237 amino acids.
AGGGGACUGGCCAGCAGUAUGUCUAAGAACCGGGACACAGCUGUGGUGACAGUAGGCUUCCGUCAAGGUAGUAAGGUGGAUAGUGUGCCCAUGGGCAGCCGGAUGAUCCACAUCCCAGAGGCCUUGACUGGGCAGCGGGGUCCAGGCAAACCCCAGUCUUCAGGCCUGAGGCAUGGGCGUCUGAUGCACCAGAGCACCCUGUCACUAGGGGACCCACAGGGAUCUGGGACCAGCUACACAACCACACACACUCAGAGUUACUGUGGGCGGGAGGCCGACGGCCAACCUCUGGUCUUCUUUCCCCGAGAUCCCGCCUACCCCUCCCAGCACACCAGUCAGCUGGACCUGAGUCACACAUCCAUCUGCCAAUUACAGACACACAGCAGAGACAUCCAUAACCCCAAAGACAUCAUCCCGUUCAAUGUUCUUCAUAGGCUGGGUCAGAGUAAUUGGUCUCGUAAUCGCGAGGGCGAGGCCAUGAGAGAGGUGACCAAUCCCAAGGAGCCCACCCCCUACUGGACGACCUAUCGCAGUGAGCACAGGAGUCCUAGCCCCUCUCCCUCACCACACGACCCCACUGGUAGACCCACACUGUGGCAUCAACAUGAUAUACUGACAGGUGAGACCAGGACUCCAGCAGGUCCAGGUAACCCUAGGAGACAGUCUGGAGAGAGAGUCCUGUGGGCAACACGACGCUGGGAGACGGACUGCUGUUCCCUCCGACUCUACUAAAACACACAAUUCAACUGUACGUGUACACACACACACAAAACCAGUCCACUAACACUA